Messenger RNA from Nelumbo nucifera (sacred lotus), 1671 nucleotides. The record is from RefSeq and is a predicted model, not a curated record. Lineage: Eukaryota; Viridiplantae; Streptophyta; Magnoliopsida; Proteales; Nelumbonaceae.
UUUCAAACCAAAAGAGUUGGAUUUGGAUACAUUAUAGUUCAUAGAUGAGCCAAAACCAAAACAGCCCAAUUUUAACAAAGCUGAAAAACAUCAAAGACUCCCACCAUCCAUAUCCUUUCUCUUCAAUGGACUGGAUUUGGUCCCAACGUUUCCAUCUCCUCUCUUUUUCUCUUCUUACCUUUCUCAUUGCUCUAUCGGACGCCCAGAAGCAGAAACCCUUCCGACCACAUUCUUUCAUCCUUCCCAUCACCAAAGAUGCACCAACUCUCCAAUACGUGACCCAAAUUAGGCAAAGGACUCCAUUUGUGACGGUUGAUCUUGUUGUAGACCUCGGAGGCCAAUUCCUAUGGGUGGACUGUGAAUCUGCCUACUUCUCAUCCUCCUACCACCCAGUCCCCUGCAACUCCUCUCAGUGCUCAGCCACCGGAGCCAAUGGCUGUGGGCAAUGCCUCUUACCCGCAAGCCCUGGCUGCAGCAACAACACCUGUGUUCUCUUCCCAGGUAACACAGUCACUAAGACGACCACCAGUGGAGAGCUCACUGAAGACAUGAUUGCCGUCCGCUCAACAGAUGGGUCCUCGCCUGCCACCCGAAUUGUCUCCGUCCCUCGCUUCCUCUUCACAUGUUCCGCCAGAUUCCUCUUGGAACGCCUCGCUGGUGGCGUCAAAGGUAUGGCGGGGUUAGGCCGGGGCCCAAUUGGGAUGCCAUCUCAGUUGGCAGCUGCAUUCAGCUUCCCCCGGAAAUUUGCUGUUUGUUUACCAUCGUCGGCGAACGUCACCGGCGUAAUAUUCUUCGGUGACGUGCCUCAUAACUUGCUUCCAGAAGUCGAAGUCUCCCGGAUUCUGAGCUACACCCCACUCAUCACCAACCCUGUAAGCGCAGCGUCAACUUUCACAAAAGGGGAGCCUUCGGUUGAGUACUUCAUUGGCGUCAAAUCGAUUGAAAUCAACAAGAAGCCCGUCCUGUUGAACUCAGACUUGCUAUCCAUCGACGGAGAAGGCGUGGGUGGGACAAAAAUCAGCACUGUUGUGCCCUACACCACUCUGGAGACCUCCAUUUACAACUCUGUAACUGGUGCUUUCAUGGAGGAGGCCAUCUCCAUGGGCAUUACGAGAGUGGGAGCUGUGGCACCAUUCGGGGCAUGUUUUAGUUCAGAGAGCAUCAGAGGCAGUCGGAUGGGAGCAGAAGUUCCCAGCAUCGAUCUGGUGUUGCAGGGGCAGAGUGUAUGGAGGAUCUUCGGGAAGAAUGCAAUGGUGGAUGUGAGGGAAGGCGUGCUGUGUUUGGGGUUCUUGGAUGGAGGUAGGAACCCCAGAACUUCGAUCGUUUUAGGGGGUCACCAGUUGGAGGACAUUCUUCUACAGUUUGAUCUUAAGACUUCGAAGCUGGGAUUCAGCCCAUUGCUCCAUUAUAGACAGACGAGCUGUGCUAACUUCAUCUUCACAACCACUGCCUCUUAGCUCCCCAGAACUUGUCGUAUUAAUUGAUCUCAGUCCGUGCUUUUCCUCCUAAUGAAUCUAGAUCUCGUUUUAAUUAUGCUUACUGUUGUUUCUUCCCUCGUUUUUGUUUACAUCUCUGUCCAAUUAAUGUUCUCUGAAUUACUAUAAGAAUUCAGAUUAAAGAAAGUUUGAUUCAUAUCUUCAGUUUUAUAUGGAUAAGGCGUUGUGGCACUAA